This is a messenger RNA of Symphalangus syndactylus (siamang), 1509 nucleotides long. RefSeq names its product glutathione S-transferase omega 2 (gene GSTO2). Gene Ontology annotation, cellular component: cytoplasm. Gene Ontology annotation, biological process: glutathione metabolic process; L-ascorbic acid metabolic process. The record is from RefSeq and is a predicted model, not a curated record. Lineage: Eukaryota; Metazoa; Chordata; Mammalia; Primates; Hylobatidae. Gene Ontology annotation, molecular function: glutathione dehydrogenase (ascorbate) activity; glutathione transferase activity.
UGGCUCAGCCGCACUGCAGGGCAGGCACUUUCAAAGCUUUGAGGAUUGGCUGACGCUCCGAGCGCCGGGGCUAGUUGGCGGGUAGGAUCACGUGCGAGGGGCAGGCCCGGUCUAGGCCCCGCCUCCUUGCUGCUGCUGCGCCGCCGCCAAUUCUGGUCCGGUUUUCUGAGUUCCCGGAGGUCCCUCGCGGGACGUCUCUCACCGCCACCGGCUCCUACUCUCGGGCUUCCAAAUCUGGGGCGAUGUCUCCCCAGGUUAAAUUACCCUAGCUCCUGCUCCAGAUCGCUUCCCCUCUGCCCCGCCGGAGCCCAGUAGUUCAAAAAUUAAAUUUGGGGCAAGAGGUGCGCGCCAGAGCGCAGCUGUUUCUGGAGCCUGCGGCAGCGGUGGCGAGCCACAGGGCGGCGACCGUGAGCUCCGGGAGCUGCGCAAACACCUGGAGACCAUGUCUGAGGAUGCGACCAGGACCCUGGGGAAAGGAAGCCAGCCCCCAGGGCCAGUCCCGGAGGGGCUGAUCCGCAUCUACAGCAUGAGGUUCUGCCCCUAUUCUCACAGGACCCGCCUCGUCCUCAAGGCCAAAGACAUCAGACAUGAAGUGGUCAACAUUAACCUGAGAAACAAGCCUGAAUGGUACUAUACAAAGCACCCUUUUGGCCACAUUCCUGUCCUGGAGACCAGCCAGUGUCAACUGAUCUAUGAAUCUGUUAUCGCUUGUGAGUACCUGGAUGACGCUUAUCCAGGAAGGAAGCUGUUUCCAUAUGACCCUUAUGAACGAGCUCGCCAAAAGAUGUUAUUGGAGCUAUUUUGUAAGGUCCCACAUUUGACCAAGGAGUGCCUGGUAGCGUUGAGAUGUGGGAGAAAAUGCACUGAUCUGAAGGCAGCCCUGCGUCAAGAAUUCAGCAACCUGGAAGAGGGAUUUGCACUUUAUUUCAGAGUUGAUGAGCUGGGGGUCUCUCUCUAUUGCCCAGGUUGGAGUGCAGUGGCACAGUCAUGGCUCACUGUCGUCUUGAGCUCCUGCGCUCAAGCAGUACUUCCACCUCAGCCUCCCGAGUAGCUGGGAUUACAGGCUCAAGCCACCGAGUCUGCCUCCAUUAUCUUAAUUGUUACUAUAAUUAUUUUUUUGAGUCAGGGUCACACUCUGUCACCCACGUUGGAGUGCAGUGACACAGUCACGGCUCACUGCAGCCUCAACCUCCUGGGCUCAAGUGAUUCUCUCACCCCAACCUCCCGAGUAGCUGGGACCACAGGUUCAGGCCACCAUGCCCAACUGUUUUGUUUUUGUUUUUAUUUGUUUUAAUGUUUUGUAAAGACGAGGUCUCACUAUGUUGCUCAGGGUGGUCUUGAACUCCUAGGCUCAAGUGAUCCUCCCAUUUCAGCCUCCCAAAGUGCUAUGAUUACAGGCAUGAGCCAGUGCACCUGGUAAUCUUAAUUUUUAAUCUAUUCUUUCUUCCCAUCAAAAAAAACAUUUAUUCAAGUUAGAUUAUAUUGUCUUGGUUUAGUAUUGCUUUUGCU